AUGGCUGCACGGGUUACUCUGCGUCUUUUGGUCUUCUUGAUGGAGUUGAUUGUUCAGCUCAGCGAGGUCGUCAAUGGCAACCGUCAUGGUUUAAAUGUGCUCAAGGUCAAUGUAUGCGGUACAGAAGACGGUUCGCCUGCUGCCUGGAUUCAGGACUCCAUCUACCAGCACUUCAUCUACCAGUACUCCAUCUACCAGUACUCCAUCUACCAGUACUCCAUCUACCAGUACUCCAUCUACCAGUACUCCAGCUACCAGUACUCCAUCUACCAGUACUCCAUCUACCAGCACUCCGUCUACCAGCACUCUGUCUACUAG
Molecule: messenger RNA, 318 nt
Organism: Penicillium arizonense
Lineage: Eukaryota; Fungi; Ascomycota; Eurotiomycetes; Eurotiales; Aspergillaceae
Exons: 3
Coding region: 1-318 (105 amino acids)
Source: RefSeq, a predicted model, not a curated record